Molecule: messenger RNA, 312 nt
Organism: Prunus armeniaca (apricot)
Lineage: Eukaryota; Viridiplantae; Streptophyta; Magnoliopsida; Rosales; Rosaceae
Source: the annotation of a GenBank genome assembly
AUGGAGCAUCUUCUUCAACUACCACAAGGUCCAAUUCGUACGGGAACUGGCCGGAAUUUCAAAUUGAAAACCGGCCAAAACCUAGCUUCCAAAAUCAACUUCCAAACUUCAAAAUCAAUCGAAAGAGAACGAAGAUGGGAAAGUCUGUCCAAGAACCGGCCUGUUUCUUUGCACUUUCCGGUGAGUUGCGACGGUUCCCGGGGUGGAGAUGGGUCGAGUAGAGACAAGGAGGAGGUUUCGGUUCGAAUGGGACCCUUCUCGUCGGACGGGGUGGUCGGAAGUGGUGGUGGUGUGGUGGUUUCUGUUCGGUGA